Molecule: messenger RNA, 1461 nt
Organism: Geodia barretti
Lineage: Eukaryota; Metazoa; Porifera; Demospongiae; Tetractinellida; Geodiidae
Source: the annotation of a GenBank genome assembly
AUGAAGUACGACCUCCAAACCUUUCGCGGAGACCUCUUCGGCGGUGUAACGGCAGCCGUGGUAGGAUUGCCAGUGGCGCUUGCCUUCGGGGUGGCGUCAGGGCUUGGAGCCGUCGCCGGAAUUUACGGUGCCAUCGCAGUCGGAUUCUUUGCAUCGGUCUUCGGAGGCACUCGCUCUCAGAUUUCCGGCCCCACCGGCCCAAUGGCCGUAGCGAUGGCGGUCAUCGUCACCACACACGCCUCCAGCCUCGCCGAAGCAUUCACCAUAGCUAUCAUGGCGGGACUGAUCCAGGUUCUGCUGGGUGUGCUCCGAAUCGGGCGCUUCGUUGCCUACACGCCGUACUCGGUAAUUUCCGGGUUCAUGUCGGGCAUCGGCAUCAUCAUCAUAACACUGCAAGUUCUGCCCUUCAUAGGCGAGCCUGCCGCUUCAGGCGGGCCGCUUGCCGCGGCAACAACUUGGCCCAAUGCGAUGAGUCACCUCGACAAUGUCAACUUCAGCGCCAUUGCGAUUGCCGGCGCGACUCUCAUAGUUGGCAUACUCUGGCCCAGCCGCCUGCGGCGCUUCCUGCCUCCUACACUAGCCGCGCUUGUCGUCGGCACGCUGAUGGGCGUCUUCUGGCUAUCUGGUACACCGGUUAUCGGCGAUGUUCCAACUGGCCUGCCAAGUCCUCAAUUGCCGGUGAUUGACCCUAGCUUCCUGGUUCGGGCCUUCUCACCCGCUCUGACUAUCGCCCUGCUAGGCUCCAUCGACAGCUUGCUUACUUCACUCAUAGCCGAUUCGAUGACACGCACAAGACACAAUCCGAACCGCGAAUUGGUGGGGCAGGGACUAGGCAACAUGAUCGCGGGAUUCAUAGGUGGCAUCCCGGGAGCGGGCGCCACUCUGGGCACCGUGGUCAACAUCCGCGCCGGUGGGCGAACCCAGAUCUCGGGGGCAUUGCGCGCACUCAUUCUGCUCGCGCUAGUUCUGGGGUUGGGCAAGUAUGUCGAGGCGAUCCCCCACGCAGUUCUCGCAGGAAUACUAAUGAAAGUCGGCUGGGAUAUCAUAGACUGGCGCUUCAUCACGCGCAUCCACCGUGUCCAGCCGGAGCACCUUCUCGUGAUGCUCAUUACUCUCGGACUAACGGUGUUCCUGGACUUGAUCACGGCCGUCGCUAUUGGGCUGAUUGCGGCGGGCAUGGCGAGCGCGCGCCAAUUCGAAAGAAUGGAGUUGGACAGCGUGGUUUCAGUUCCGCUUCUAGAUCAAUCAUUCCUUUACAACAAUAGCUCUCUGGACGACCAAUCUAAAGAAAUAGACCCAUUCUCUGCGCGGGUCGGAUUGGUAGCGCUGAGAGGAAGUUUCUCGGUAGCCUCAUCCAGCAAGCUGAUAACAGCGAUCAGCACCGAUAUAGCGAGCACGAAGUCGUCAUUCUUGACUUCUCCGAUACGGUUUACAUUGAUGACAGCGCCGCGCUCGUGGUAG